AUGGUUACCUUAAAAACGCAAUUGUCAAAACUCAAAUAAAAAUUGACAUAAAUUCAUAAUUUGACUUCGAAGUUCGAAUGCAAUUUUAAAUAUUUUUUACACAUCUAGUCAUGUAUUUGACCAAUGUCAAAACACAAUGAAAAAAGUUAUCGUAUCGAAAAAAGUUUGCUGUACUACAGACGAAAAAAGCUUUUCUACAGGAGUCAUUAAACGCAGCAACAGUUCCCAAGUGAGUGCGGGCAAGAAAACCGCCAAAUCUGAUGUAAUUUUUGGCCCGAAAGUGCUACAUACUGCAACAUUGGAUUACUGUAAAAAGUGUGGUGAUGUUCCUUCUAAAACUAAAUUUGGUGUGAAUGACAUUCAUCAUAUCCAAAGUUUAUCCAAACAUAGCUCUUUAUACAACAUCUCAGUUGGACAUACAAGUAGCAGUAAAUCUUUAAUCAAAAAUAAUAAACCAAAUAACUGUGAAAUUAAACCAUUACAACAAUAUUAUAGAAAUGACAAAUUUUAUCAAUCAACUGACUCAUUUAAUGCCAAUGAUAACAUUAAAAAAAAUUCUCGAGCAUCACUUCACACUAUAGACGAAAAUUCUGAAAAUGUAUCUAGCAGAAAUCCAAAUAUAUUUCAAUUAUACCCAGAGAAUUAUGAAGAAGAAAUAGGUUUCAUGGAUCCAGAAGAUCCAGAAAAUGUUGAGAGAUUAAAAUUAUUCAGGAGAAAUAAUUAUUUUGAAUGCCACUCUGUAAAAUCUAGGAUUAACUCGAAUAUUAGUUUGAAAAACCAUAAAUGUGUUUAUAGAUUCUAUUUAAAUGACAGACUAUUCCCUGUUCCUUUAAAUACAGACUAUCAAGAGACUAUUCGAUGUAUUGAAUGUCAAUUGCCAUUGGACAAGAACUGUGAAAACUCAAUCAUAAAUGGUACAGUUCAAGCCAAAGUGAAAUUGAACGGGCAGGUACAAGAUAUGAUGUUGAUGUUGCCAGUCAAAAACUCCCUAAUAGUAAAAGAGAGGAGGAAAGUGUUGCCAGUAAAAAAUGAUUAUGAUUCCAUAUACUUUGGUAUAAUUAAACUGGACUUAAAGGGUGACUCUAAAUUCAAUAGGAAUUUGCCAAGUGAUUCCUUAGCAUUGAGAUAUCAGAAAGGGUAUAAAGAAUUGAGUGUAAACAAAAAGUAUGAAUAUGAUAGUGUUGGAAAAGAUGAUAUUAUUAUCAUAUAGCUAGGAUGUUAUCUUGCCUGCCAACCUGUAUGCAGCAUGGUGGGUCUUAUCCAUAUCCCCUCCUACAAUGAGCGAGACCUGGCCCUGUACUGGGCUGUUAAAAUAUUAUUAAUGUUAAGAAUGUUUUUUUUUAUUCUUUGCAAGUUAGCCCUUGACUACAAUCUCACCUGAUGAUAAGUGAUGAUGUAAUCUGAGAUGGAAGCGAGCUAACUUGUAUGGAGGAGGAUGAAAAUCCACACCCGCUUCAGUUUCUUGUAAAUCCAGUAAAAUAAAAUAAAACUGUACCACCAAGGCCAAAUGUUGUCUGUAAUUAUCUGGAAUUAUUAUAGAAGAAAGGAUCUUUGUAUUUUCCUGAGAUACCUUUUAAUGUGAACACCUAUAAUGAUAUUGGUUUAGGAAGCUGCUUUCAAAAUAUGAAAGCUAAGUAGUGAUAUAGUGUGGUUUUAAUAGAAGAAAUAUUUAUUUAUGUAUCACUCAAUGAAGUUGAGAAGUAUUUUUUGAAUAUAUUGCAAAUAUUUGCAAUCUCUUAACACUACCUCAUUCACAUGUCUUUUGUUAUUAUUAACUAUAUUGUGAAAUUAUAUUUAUAUAAUUAGGUUUAUGGCCCCUUACUAAACAACCCUGUUGAUAUUAGUGUAAAUUGGAAUAUCAUUGUGAUACUGCCAUAAUAUUCUGAUUACUUAGUUAUUAUAUUAUUUAAAUUGACUGAAUUAAAUAUAAGUUAUUUUAACAAAUGUGA
This is a messenger RNA of Bicyclus anynana (squinting bush brown), 1949 nucleotides long. RefSeq lists its product as uncharacterized. The transcript has 2 exons. The record is from RefSeq and is a predicted model, not a curated record. Bases 137 to 1210 code for a protein of 357 amino acids. Lineage: Eukaryota; Metazoa; Arthropoda; Insecta; Lepidoptera; Nymphalidae.